AUGAGGCGGGUGAUUAGCAGCUACCUGAGUGAAAGGGGAGUGAAUGUAAGGUAUGCAGGUGUGGAAGUAAGUAGAGAGACCAACAAGGGGUGCGUACAGGGGUCCAUAGGUGGACCGCUCCUGUGGGACCUCUUGUUGGAUCCCCUGCUGUGGAUGUUAGAGGAGAUGGAAGUGUUCUGUCAGGCGUUUGCCGACGACAUAGUGUUAGUGUUUGAUGGAGAUACGGGUUUAGAAGUAGAGGUCAAGGCAAACCGCAUAUUAGCAAAAAUUGACGAAUGGGGUGUCAGAAAUAAGCUGAAAUUCGCGCCACACAAGACAUGUGCCCUGCUCUCGACACGAAAACUAAAAUAUGACAAGCCACGACUUACAAUGGGGAGUGUGGACAUCCAAUAUUACGAUAAUGUUAAGAUACUGGGCCUUAUUAUUGACGGCGGCCUGACAUUCAACGACCAUGUCGGGAGCGUUUGCAAGAAGGCAAUCGCCCGCUACAAACUGUUAGCGAGAGCAGCCAGAGUAAGUUGGGGGCUUAACCCCCAAGUAGUUAAGACCAUAUAUAUCGCCGUUAUAGAACCGACUAUCUUGUAUGCAUCAGCAGCGUGGGCACCCACAGCGGAAAGGAUGGGGGUCCGAAAGAGGCUCAACACCGUGCAACGAGGUUUUGCCUUGAAGAUCUGCAGAGCAUAUCGGACUGUCUCUCUGAACUCUGCGUUGCUGUUGGCUGGGAUACUCCCUCUUGAUCUCAGAAUACUCGAAGCUUCGAGGCUUUAUGAGAUCAAGAAGGGCGUGUCGCACCCGGCGGUGAUGAGGGACAGGGAGGUGGAACGAAUGGCACCCGCGAUUGAGGACCCACAUCCGGCAGAGCAGGCAGAGCUGGGGUUCGUCUUGGUAGAUGAGGGCACCUAUGCCGACGUGGUUGACAGCCACGUCCAUAGGAUCUAUACGGACGGCAGCAAGAUUGAGGGUCGAGUCGGAGCCGCCCUUUCUGUAUGGGAAGGUGCGAUCGAGACAAAGGCCAUCAAGCUUGCGUUGUCCCCGUAUUGUACCGUCUAUCAGGCUGAGCUCCUUGCGCUCAAAAGAGCAGUAGAUAUAGCCUGCAAGAGUGGAGCGGCAAAGGUCGGUGUCCUCAGCGACUCCAGAUCGGCACUCCAGGCGGUCACCCUGAGUUCCCCUCAUCCCCUGGCUGUGCAAACACGGGCGGCCCUCCGAAAAGCUGCAUUGCAGAGGCGGGAGGUCUCCCUGUUUUGGAUCAAGGCGCACGCAGGGCUGAAGGGGAACGAACGGGCAGACGAGUUAGCCAGGGGGGCCGCUUUGGGGUUGAGGAGGAAACCGGAUUACGAUCUGUGUCCUGUUUCAUUCGUCAAGCGUAUCUUGAGACAGGAUACGAUUGGCGAAUGGGAUAGGAGAUACGAAGUAGGAGGAACGGCCGGAGUCACGAAGCUCUUUUUCCCAAGCGCUGCUGCUGCAUACAAAGUAGUCGGAAAAAUAGACAUCACACACCACACCACACAAGUACUGACUGGUCACGGCGGAUUCGCCUUCUACUUGAACAGAUUCAAGCUGAAGGAGAAUCCGUCGUGUCUAUGUCAGCCCGGAGUAGAGGAGACGGUUCCUCACCUGUUACUCGAGUGCCCAAUUUUUGCAAGCAAUAGAUAUGCUAUUGAGCAAAAAUUGGGCAUGGCGAUGACGGGUGAGAAUCUGCCUUCCGCCCUGGGGGACAAGUGUAGGGAUACUUUCUUUAAAUAUUGUAAAUAUAUUGUAGAAGUAGUCAAUAAACGAAACAAUGGCGUGUGA
Molecule: messenger RNA, 1791 nt
Organism: Colias croceus (clouded yellow)
Lineage: Eukaryota; Metazoa; Arthropoda; Insecta; Lepidoptera; Pieridae
Exons: 1
Coding region: 1-1791 (596 amino acids)
Molecular function (GO): nucleic acid binding; RNA-DNA hybrid ribonuclease activity
Source: RefSeq, a predicted model, not a curated record